AUGGCAAAAUUAAAAAAAUACAAGAUUUAAGCAUAAUCAAACAGAAAAAAUCUGACUCACUUGAAUAUGAUGAAAUUUACCAAAUUUUAACACAUCCUGAGUUAAACAAAGACACACCAUUAUCCACCACUUACAAAACCCAUUUCUGGUUAUGUUUCUUGUGUGGUUUUUGUGGUGGAGAUGCUCAAAGAUUAAAAUUGGCAAAUGUGGAAUUAGCAGCUAUUAAUGGACUGACAAUUACAAUUCCUUAUUUUAUAAAUAAAGGUAUCUGGUUUAUCGAUGCUCCUUUGGGAAGAUACUCACACAAAAAUAUGAUACACAAGAUUUGUGAAAUCACUGGAACAGAUUCAAAUUACGAAUCAUUCAAUAAGAUGUACAACUGUACAAUACCUGACACAACUAAAUGUAAUGAACAGAUUAUCAGAAUUACUGGCCAUAGAUCAACAAGUGGUAUUGCUGCUUAUCAAACAUUUGCUAAGCAAAUUAUGCAUGAAACUAUAAACAAAAUGAUUCCUGACAAAUGUGAUAAUUUCAAUUCCAAUCCUGAUUUAAGAUGUUAA
This is a messenger RNA of Entrophospora candida, 560 nucleotides long. The record is from the annotation of a GenBank genome assembly. NCBI's taxonomy places the organism in Eukaryota, Fungi, Glomeromycota, Glomeromycetes, Entrophosporales, Entrophosporaceae.